This is a messenger RNA of Paramuricea clavata, 7603 nucleotides long. NCBI's taxonomy places the organism in Eukaryota, Metazoa, Cnidaria, Anthozoa, Malacalcyonacea, Plexauridae. The record is from the annotation of a GenBank genome assembly.
AUGGCGAACAACUUUGACAUGAACGACAUGACCGUUGAACAACUUAUGGCACUUAGUGAGAUAAUCGAUGACAGCGACUAUGAAGGAAAUCUUGAGGAUGAAGUAGAGAAAAUCUCGGAGGAUAAAUUCUACCGUGUUGCACCUAAGGACAAGGGAGAGAACGUCCUCGCGGAAGAGAAACUAUUCAUCGAUGAAGGUGAUAGAGCUGCGGAUCCUAAGAGGCCAAGAAGACUCCCACUGAACUACAAGGGUAAGAGAGGAAUAAUGCCAACAUGGAAAUAUUCCGAGAGACAGAAGGCAAAGGCUUUACUAGUCGAGGAGGCAUAUCAGAGCUUACUAAGUAGAGGAGUUGAAGGUCUACCACCAACAAUGGGAGGUAGAUGGAGAACAGACGAUCCUCAGGUAAACGCUGAGAUGAAGAGGCUUAAAAACCUCAGGAAUCCCAAGCGUCCCAGAGGUAGACCACCAAAGGUCAAGGUUGAUGGUGAAGUAACCCCCAAAAGAAGGGGUAGACCACCAAAGACCGCGGUAGCCGAAACCAAAGAAGUUAAGGUUGCCAAAAGGAGAGGUAGACCACCAAAGGCUAAGGUGGUUGAAACUCAAGAAGUUACGGUUCCUAAGAGGAGAGGUAGACCACCGAAGGCUACACCGAAACCUAAGGUUAGAAGACAGACUGUCGCGGAAAGGUUCAUAAGCCAGGGUCAGAUAAAACUCUCGGUUCCUACGGAUAGUGUCAUAACACAGGUGGGACCAAAUAAGUUCACGGUGACAGUGGAUCUCAGCAGAAAACCUACAAGGAAAGCUCCUGAGGUGCCAAAAGGUGUGACCCCAUGGAAACCUAGAGAGAGACCAGUUCCCAAACCUAGAACUGUGAUCCCUAGGGAAAAACCUAUUCCUAAACCUAGAACUGUAAUUCCUAGGGAAAGACCUAUUCCCAAGCCAAGGACCAAAAAACCAGUGCCUCCUCCAAAGCUAAGAAAGCCUGUCAAGGUAACCAAGGAAGUUGGAGAACAGCCUGUAGUGGUCACACCAGGGGAACACGAAAUUGAUCCAUUUGGAACAUACCUUGAGAAGCCAUCCUAUAGGAAAAUAGAAACUGCCGCAAAUGGUGCAGCUGUGACUUAUUCUAUAACCCCAAACUUCAUGGACCCACUGGAUCAGAUGACAGCAAGUAGGCAGGUUGUGAGAGGAAUACUAGUGAAUGAGCUGAAGAGAAUGGGAGGGUUGAAAUAUACGGAAACUAUUAAGGUGAGAAUGUCUAAGGAAAUUGGUAAUGACAAAACAAAGAAGGAUUCAAUAUACUUCAAGUCAAAAACUGGAACUGCUACCAACUUUGAGGAUAUCGAAAGCACUGCAGCUCAAAAUCAACUGACAAUCUUAUCCAGAAUUGAGACCUUUCAGAACUUAGGUUCAAACUGGAUUAUACUAAAUAUUGAAAGCCACUACGUUAAUAUUGCAAUGUAUAAACCUCUAAAGGGUAGUUCAUAUAUGAAAUUACCCGCAGACAUUAGCAAUCCAAAAUGUGGUCUGAUUAAUAUGAAAAAUGAAGAUGAGAAAUGUUUCAUGUGGAGUCAUGUAAGGCAUAUGAGACCCAGACCUAGAAGAGCAACUACUAUAACACAGCAGGAUGUUGAGUUCUCGAAAAACCUGGACUACGAGGGAAUAGACUUCCCUGUGAAGAUAAGCGACAUUGACAAAAUUGAGAGAAGAAACUGUAUGAGUAUAUCAGUGUUCGGCUAUAAGGGCAAAAAGCAGUUCUACCCAAUAAGAAACUCCAAAACAAAAUAUGACGAGCAUAUGGAGCUGCUACUCUUGGGUGAUGGUAAUGGAAACAAUCACUAUGUCUUGAUAAAGGAUGUAAACAGAAUGCUCUUCAGUGUAAGUGGAAACUCAAACAAGAAACACUUCUGCCUGCAUUGCCUUCAUAGUUGCGUAAGUGAGGAGUCACUGGAGAAACAUAAGGAAACAUGUCUACAGGUAAAUGGAACUCAAGCCACAAAGCUUCCAAGUGAGGGUACAAAAAUAAAGUUCAAAAAUCACAGGAACUCAAUGCCCGCACCAUUUGUAAUAUACGCUGACUUUGAGUCCAUACUGGUUCCUGAAGAGAGAAAGGCUGAUCCUGAAAGCCCUGAGGAAAAGAGUACUACAGACCUUUACCAAACACACAAAGCCUGUAGUUUUGGGUUGAAAACAGUGUGUCAUUAUGAUGAUCAGUACUCUGGUGAAUACAUAAGCUACGUUGGUGAGGACGCCACAAAUGUCUUUCUGAAGACUGUAUUGAAGGAGUCUAUUAAGUGCCGGGAAAUGGUAAACAAAAUAUUCAAGAAGAAGAUGGUAAUCACACCAGAGCAAGAAGCUGAGUUCUGGAUGACAAGAAAUUGCUCCAUAUGUGGUAAUGACCUUGGAGAUGACAGAGUGAGAGACCACGAUCAUGUAACUGGACUGUUCCGUGGAGCUGCCCAUAAUAUGUGCAACUUAAAAUAUAGAAUUACAUGGAAAGUUCCUGUGGUCUUCCACAAUCUAAGAGGUUACGAUAGCCAUCUGAUAAUGCAGGAAAUUGGAAAGUUCAAGAUAAACAUCAAUGUUGUCCCAAAUAAUAUGGAAAAAUAUAUUUCCUUCUCACUGGGUAAAAGUCUUGUCUUCAUUGACUCCAUACAGUUCAUGGCUUCUUCUCUAGAAGCACUUGUGAGUAACCUUUCACCUGAAGACUUCAGGAUAGUUGGUAAGAGGUGGACUGGUGAGGACUUCAAACUUGUAACACAAAAAGGUAUAUUUCCAUAUGAAUAUUUGGAUGACAUUAGUAAGCUUAAUGUUGAGGGUCUUCCAAGCAGAGACAAAUUCUACUCAUCUCUAUACGAGUCUGAGGUGAAAGAAGAAGAUUACCAAAGAGCGCUAAAAGUAUGGGAUCACUUUAAGAUGAAAACCAUGAGAGACUACCACGAUCUCUACCUGGAAACUGACGUUCUUCUUCUAGCAGAUGUUUUCGAAAACUUCAGGAAAACUUGCCUGGAAAAUUACAAGCUUGACCCUGCACACUACAUAUCAGCACCUAGUCUAAGUUGGGAUGCCUUCCUAAAACAGUCAGGUGAGGAGAUAGAAUUGGUAAGCGAUAUGGACAUGUUCCAGUUCUUUGAGAAGGGAAUGAGAGGUGGCAUAAGUCACAUUGCCCACAGACACUCUACGGCAAAUAACAAGUACAUGGAAACGUACGAUGAAGAGGCUGAAAACAAGUUCCUUAUGUACCUCGAUGCCAACAAUUUAUAUGGCUGGGCGAUGUCGCAGCCGCUGCCUAAUGGCGAGUUUGAGUGGAUCGAGAAUUUCGAUGUGGCAAACUUAGAUGAUUACCUUGGAGACAACGGAAGGGGUAUGGUUCUAGAGGUUGACAUGGAAUAUCCAAAGGAACUUCACAAUCUGCACAACGGUUACCCGCUAGCACCGGAGAGCAAGGAGAUUGAUGCCUCGAUGUUGUCAGAUUACGCGAAGGAUAUUGCUGACAAAUUCCAGCUGACAAUUGGAGGAGUAAGAAAACUGGUGAACUCCCUGGGUCCAAGGAAGAACUACGUCCUACACGCCCGCAAUCUAAAACUCUACAUAGAACUCGGAAUGAAACUUACGAAGGUCCAUAGAGCCGUCUCAUUCAAACAGUCCCCCUGGCUUAAGAACUAUAUCGACUUCAAUACGAAGAAACGGUCAGUUGCUAAAAAUGCGUUUGAGAAGAACUUCUUUAAAUUAAUGAACAACUCAGUCUAUGGAAAAACUAUGGAGAAUCUGAGGAAGAGAGUUGAUGUGAAAUUAGUGUCGUCGGAAAAUGACCUCUUAAAACUUACAGCGUCGCCGUGCUUCCAGUCGCAUAGAAUUAUGAAUGAGAACUUAAUAGUUGUAAAGCGAACGAAGGAAGUUCUAACUCUAAACAAACCGUGCUACGUUGGAAUGAGCAUCUUGGACUUAUCAAAGACUCUUAUGUACGACUUCCAUUACAAUACAAUUAAGAAGGAGUACGGUGACAGGUCAAAGCUACUAUUCACGGAUACUGACAGUUUGAUGUAUGAAAUAAAGACUGACGACGUGUAUGAGGACUUCAAGAGAAUCGGUGAGGAGAAAGACUGCUGGGACAACUCAGAUUACCCGAAAGAUUCUCCGUACUACUCGGCUCAUAACAAGAAGGUGAUUGGUAAGUUUAAGGAUGAAGCUGAAGGAGUACCAGUGGUUGAGUUUGUGGGGCUAAGGUCAAAGAUGUACUCCUACGUAAAGGAGAGUGGUGGAGGUGGAAUGACCGCAAAAGGAGUGAAAAAGUACGUGAUUAGAAAUAAACUCACUCACGAAAACUUUAAGAACGUAAUUAAAACAAGAGGUCGAAUGAGACAUAAGAUGAAUACUAUCCGGAGCAUCAAACAUAAAAUCGGAACUUACGAACUAAAGAAAAUCACACUCAGCUGUUUCGAUGAUAAGCGGUACUUACUUGAAGAUGGUGUUACAAGUUACGCGUACGGACACCACUUAAUAGAAGAUCUAGAGGCUGAGGUACUGAUUGAAGAAAAAAUAGAACCGAGCUGGGUAACAGUAAGGGCUGAACUUGAAAGUGAAAACUACAGGCUUGAAAGAGCACUGGAACUUCACGAAGGACCUCCACGGGAAAAGCAAGAAAAACGUAUUCCCAGACCAGAAUACAAAGUAGUGAUUCCACUGAAGAGGUUCAAGUUCAAGAAACAAUUACCACUAAGGUUAGUCGUAACUGAUGAAAAUCAUCUAAGGAAAAACUACGACAUUCUACCAAAAGAAGAUAAAGGAUUCUUAAGAGUGGUAAUGGGCGAGAAAGCAAAGUCACUUGGUGUUCAAGUUAUAAGAAUACCAGGAAGUGAUAAGCUGAAUGUAAUUGGAUAUUAGGUAAAUCGUUAGAUAUAAAUUUAUAGAUUGAAUAAAAGUUGAUCGACAAUCUUCAACGUUGAAGAUGAGGGAGCCGGGAAUCUUGACGAAUGGUCUAGAACAUUUGCUGAGAAUCUGGGAGAUAUCCAGGUGAUUUAUGGCUGAAUUAAAAAAGUGAUGCUAGAGCACAAGUCGGUUAGUGGUCUAGAACCCUCAUUCCCUAUACUACUAACGUAGGUUGUAAAGUUGGGCAAACUAAGAUGAAAGAAAUUUAAAAGCAAGAAAUAUGUAAGAAAUAUUAAAAAAUAAUAGUCGAAUAUGCAAGAAAUAUAUAAAAAUUUCCAUAAAUUUUCAAAACAGCACCCCCUGUCGACAAGAAUUUUGGGAAUUUUAAUUUACACGGAAGUCGGACAAAAUGCCAAAAAGUCGGGCAAAAUUCUUUCUCCCGCCCCUCCCCCCCCCGCCCACCCCUAAUAUUUUCUCACCUAAUUGCGUCAUACUUACAAGUGUAGUCAAGAUAAUAAUUUAUGUUUCAUUAAUAUUGAAAGGGCACUCUUCCCCCCACCUCUUUGCCCCCCUGGGAAAAGGAAGGAGGGCGCUCCUCCCCCCCCAUCCCUUCGUCAAAGUCCCCCCUACUUUUGCAUCACCUUUCCCCCUCGCUUGCCGUGGGGAUUUAAAUGAUUUCCCGGCCCGUUAAUUAAAAGAUAAACAUAAAUUUGACAGGUGCCACAUUGUAUUCGCCUUUGUAGCUUAUGUCUUGACGUGAUUCAAAUACUUGCUGAAGCUCGUCAUAUAUGAUCUAACUUUGAACCGGCUUAUCUCAGGAAGAAAUAUAAAAAAUAUUUUACAGCACAGAUUUGAUUUAAGUCAGAAUUUCAAACGGUUUAUUAAGUUUUCAAAUUGAUUUGAUAAUUUUGUACGCCAAAACAGAGAUCAAUAUAUUCGAUAGAUUUUACAUUUUGGCAAUUUGCGGGUGUGAUAGCCCGCUCGGGAAGCAAGGCGCCAUUUUGGAACGGCGUCUUUUGCAUUCUUGUGUCAAGCGUGUUGAAAGUCGAAACAGCGCGAAAAUGAGCGUGGAUACUGUCGAAAUUGAUGGUGAUAUAAGUUCUGUAGAUGAUAAUGAAGAUGCUAGUCUACCGAAAUGUUGUUCAAUUUGCAAAACUAGCUUUGAUAAAGUCGUGCCAAAAUUACUGCCAUGUUUGCAUUCGUUUUGCCAAGCGUGCUUGGAAGAUCGACUCCGAGCUGAUGAUCAACCCUCGACUACAGCCUUAACAUCUCGGACUUCGACAUCGAGAUUAAAAUGCCCGAACUGUGGUCAAGAAUUCCUUGUGCCAAGCCGGGGAGUUUCGAGUUUAAUCGAUAACCAAUUUAUCCUCGAAAUUGUCGCGAAACCAUCUGGCGAGAGAGAAUCGGAAAAUCAUGUGUGUACAUCGUGUGAAGACAACAGUACAGCGAGUUCUUACUGUCUUAAUUGCUCUGAAUGGCUUUGUAGCGCUUGUGUACAAGCUCACCAACGAGUACGAGUCACUAAAGACCAUGAAAUCAAGUCGGGCGAUGAUUUAAGGGCUAGUGUUAAAAGUCAUGGACGAAACGAGCGCUCGUUGUAUUGUCAAAAACAUCCGAGCGAAAAGCUGAAACUAUUUUGUGUAAAAUGCGAGCGAUUGACUUGUAGAGAUUGCCAAUUACUUGAGCACAAAGAGCAUCAGUAUCAGUUUGUCAACGAAGCGGCGGGGAGGUACAGGGAAUUCUUUAAAAAACGUCUCAAGAGUUUGGAAGAGAAAAUAGGCCCACUAGCGGAGUCCAUUGAGGCCGUUCAGAAUUCGUCGACUCAUUUAGACCACAAAUCUGAUGUGAUUGCAAACGAGAUUAAAAAUUCCUCGAAUGAUAUAAUCAAGGCAGUGAAACAACGCGAACAUGUGUUACUCAACGAGCUACAGGCUUUGGUGCAUUUUAAACGAAAGCUGUUGACAAAACAGUCGAAGGAUUUGAACCUAAUGCAGGAUAUUUUGAAACACAACUACGAUUUCACAAAGCAUGCUGUAUACCAGGGGAGUGAUGCAUCAUUGCUGACAACACAGAGACAGCUUGGGUCUAGAAUACAAAACUUGCUAAGCUUGAAAUACCGUGUCACGCCGGUAGCCCAUAGCGAUUUGAAGUAUGUAACCGAGGCGGUUAAACUCUGCAACGCCAUCUCGAAAGCAGGGUCUGUAAUGACGCCUUCCAGCCAAAGGUCCAACUUAUCUGGAGCGAACAUGAGUCGCAACCCAAAUGCACCGCCCCAUCAUAAUGGCAGCCAUUCCACGAUGAAUGUGAAUCCACUUCAUUCACUUAAUACCUUCAAUAAUCGGCCCGGGCUUCAUGCUGCUACCGGAAUUAACCCGAAACCAUCGUCUAAAGUUUAUCCGAACGUGAUUACAUCUCAGAUGGGCAUGUCAAUUAGGGGUGUGCAUACCAGUUCUGUACCGUACCCCUCGGGAAUGCGUAACCCUCAAAUUCAGAGCAGACCAAAAGCUAUACCGGUACCCAUCGUGACACCCAGGGGAUCUCAUUCGUUUCCUUCAAGCUCCAAGAUUCUCGGUGUUCCGUCUCGACGAAUGACCAACCCUGAUGGUUCAGGGUUUUCCCUACGUCAUGUUGAUAAUAUUGGCAAUGAGAAUGUCAGAUCAUCUCCUCCAAGUUAUGAGACGUCUGUUCAAAGUGUGAGAAAGUCAACAUCAAGUUCCACGCCAGAAAUUGCAAG